Molecule: messenger RNA, 1189 nt
Organism: Achroia grisella
Lineage: Eukaryota; Metazoa; Arthropoda; Insecta; Lepidoptera; Pyralidae
Product: retinol dehydrogenase 13-like
Exons: 1
Coding region: 68-970 (300 amino acids)
Source: RefSeq, a predicted model, not a curated record
UUGGAGCCUUUUAGUAUCUCGUCAGCCUUCAUUUCACGAUGUUGCUUUGUAUUCAGUAACUUGUAAAAUGUUUUGUCGAAACAAUGCAAGACUCCAUGGAAAAGUGGUGAUUGUGACCGGCGGCAGCGCUGGAAUUGGUUAUGAGGCAGCUAAAAUCUUAGCCGAAAACGGAGCAAGAGUCAUAAUCGCAAGUAGGAAUGAAACAAAAAUGAAAGAAGCGAAGAAAAGAAUCGUCGAAGCUACAAAUAACAAUAACAUCGAUUACAGAACUAUAGAUUUAGCUUCAUUGAAGUCAGUCAGGAAAUUUGUUAAUGAAACCUUACAGUUAGAAGAAAGAAUAGACGUUUUGAUAAACAAUGCCGGAGCUGUUGGAUUACCGGAUCGAUUGACUGAAGAUGGUUUGAAUCUAACAAUGCAAGUUAACUAUUUCGGAGCUUUUCUACUUACCUUUCUACUACUCCCUAUGUUGAAAGUGUCAGCACCUAGCAGAGUUAUUAUAAGUACAGCCUCCGCAAUGUUUGUUGGGACAGCAGAUUUCGAUCACUGGAAUGAUAUUGGACGGUACAACGCAGUGAAAUCUUUAGCGAACUCCAAACUAGCUGAUGCUAUGUUCAUGGUCGAGUUAGAUAAACGAGUCAGAGGUACAGGCAUUACUGCAAACGGUAUGGACCCUUUCCUUGUUCGAAACACAGAUAUCCUUAAUAAUGUAGAUACCGUUGUAGCAGAAAUAUCACGUGUUUUUGUCAACAUUGUGGGACGGACAAGAAAGGAAGCAGGCAAUGAAAUGGCAUAUUUAGCAACUAGUCCGGAAUUGAGGGGAGUGAGCGGUCGGAAUUUCAAAUUUUGUCAUGUAAUAUUCAAUCAUUGGUUGACACAUGAUGAGAAACUGCGACAAAAAUUGUGGAAUUUAUCCAAAAAACUGGUGAGAAUUACUACCGAAGAAGAUUGGGAAAAUAGGUCACGAGCUUAAAGCAAAAAAACGUCAAUAUUGUCAGAAGCAUCACAGUCAAAAUAAUAUAAUAACUUUAGUUUUUGUAAUUUUAUUGAUCAAUUAGGUUUACUAUAAAUAUUACCUAUAUAUAAAUACUUUUUCUGUAAAAUAAACCUUUGAUAAUAUUAAAAUAUUACAGUCUAGGUUAGUUACGUCCUGUGUUGAAUUGAAUCAGGAUAUAAUUUUGCAAGAGUAUAU